GAUUCACAUGUGGAUUUCAAUUGUGCACUCUGAUUCUCCACUAUACUUGUGUCUCGUCCACAAUAGAAAGAUGAAUCCAUUCCCACAAACAAAAUCAGCAACUUUUGCCGUAUUUAAAAAAAAAAAAAAUUAUAUCUUGAUUUCUUGAAUUUUUUAGAUUCUUUUGGGCUGCAGGUCAUUCCAGCCUACCCCCUACUUGUAUAUAGCUUCCUAUUUAGCCACCAUUCCUCCACAAUCUACUUCAAAAGCAAAACUUCAGAAAGAAGUUGGAAAUUAAGCUCUCCCUAUUGUUAGAAUAGAUUAAGAGGAAAAGAAAAUGGCUGCCCAGGACAAAAGAACGGCAGCAAACAUCAUCAGCAGCAAGAAAAAGGUUCAGAAAAGCUACUUUGAUGUGUUAGGACUUUGCUGCUCCUCUGAAGUUCCUUUGAUUGAGAAUAUCCUCAAGUCUCUUGAUGGUGUUAAAGAAUUCUCAAUUAUCGUCCCAACAAGAACAGUUGUAGUUGUCCAUGAUAAUCUUCUCAUCUCUCAGCUUCAAAUUGUAAAGGCCCUGAAUCAAGCACGACUGGAAGCAAAUAUUAGAGUGAAUGGAAACACCAGUUACCAGAAGAAAUGGCCAAGUCCAUUUGCUGUGGGUAGUGGUGUUUUGCUUUUGCUAUCUUUGUUGAAGUAUGUUUAUCAUCCUCUUCAUUGGCUGGCUCUGGGAUCUGUGGCCAUUGGAAUCCCUCCCAUCUUCUUGAAAGCCAUUGCUUCUAUCAGGAAUUUUAGGUUUGAUAUCAGCAUUCUUGUUCUCAUUGCAGUGAUGGGGACAAUAGCUAUGAAUGAUUAUAUUGAAGCAGGAACCAUUGUCUUUCUCUUUACUAUUGCAGAAUGGCUUGAGUUAAGGGCAAGCCACAAGGCUAAUGCAGCAAUGUCAUCAUUGAUGAGCAUAGCUCCUCAGAAAGCAAUCAUAGCUGAAACAGGAGAAGAAGUGGAUGCUGAUGAGGUAAAGUUAAACACUAUUCUCGCAGUUAAAGCUGGCGAGAUCAUACCAAUUGAUGGAAUUGUUGUAGAUGGCAAUUGUGAAGUGGAUGAGAGAAGUCUAACUGGAGAAUCAUUCCCAGUUCCUAAACAAAAGGAUUCUACCGUGUGGGCUGGCACUAUCAACCUUAAUGGUUACGUUAGUGUUAAAACUACUGCUCUAGCUGAAGAUUGUGUGGUAGCUAAAAUGGUGAAGCUGGUUGAAGAAGCUCAAACCAGCAAGUCUAAAACUCAAAGAUUCAUAGACAAAAUUGCACAGUAUUACACUCCAGCGGUGAUAAUCUUAUCAGUUAGCUUCGUAGUAGUUCCUCUGGCACUAAGAGUUCAUAACCGUAAUCACUGGUUUCACUUAGCAUUGGUGGUCUUAGUAAGUGCAUGCCCAUGUGGUCUUAUCCUCUCCACGCCCAUAGCAACUUUCUGCGCACUUACGAAGGCUGCAACAUCUGGUGUUUUGAUCAAAGGUGGAGACUAUCUCGAAAGACUUGCCAAGAUCAAGGUAAUGGCUUUCGACAAGACUGGAACUAUCACAAGAGGCGAAUUCAUUGUGGAAGAUUUCCAAUCUCUUUGUGAAGAUGUGAGCCUUGACGCAUUGCUUUACUGGGUUUCAUGCAUUGAGAGCAAGUCAAGUCAUCCAAUGGCAGAUGCGCUUGUCGACUAUGGAAGGACUCGUUCAGUAGAGCCAAACCCUGAGAAUGUGGUGGAUUUUCAGAAUUUUCCUGGAGAAGGCAUCCAUGGGAAAAUUGAUGGGAAAAAAAUUUACAUUGGAAACAGAAAGAUUGCUCUAAGAGCUGGGUGUGGAACAGUUCCAGUGCCAGAAGAAGGGGAUAUGAAGAGAGGAAAGACCAUUGGAUAUGUGUACUAUGGUGCAACCCCUGCUGGAAUUUUCAGCCUCUCUGAUGCCUGUAGGACUGGUGUUGCAGAGGCGAUCACUGAGCUGAAGUCAUUUGGCAUUAGAACUGCUAUGCUAACAGGAGAUUGUCAAGCAGCAGCAAUGCAUGCUCAAGAACAGCUAGGACAUGCUCUUGAAGUAGUCCAGGCAGAGCUCCUACCAGAAGACAAGGCCAGGAUUAUCAAAACAUUUAAGAAGGAAGGGCCAACUGCAAUGAUUGGAGAUGGAUUGAAUGAUGCCCCUGCAUUGGCUACAGCUGAUAUUGGUAUCUCAAUGGGAAUUUCAGGUUCAGCACUUGCAACAGAGACAGGGCAUGUCAUUCUUAUGUCAAACGACAUCAGAAAAGUACCCAAAGCAAUCCAGCUUGCGAGAAAAGCUCAUAGGAAAGUAAUUGAGAAUGUCAUUCUGUCAAUAUCUAUCAAGUCUGCUAUCCUCGCCUUGGGAUUUGCUGGUCAUCCUCUUAUUUGGGCUGCUGUCCUUGCCGAUGUUGGCACCUGUCUGUUAGUGAUCUUUAACAGCAUGUUGCUUUUGCGGGGAAACCAUAAACAAGGUAGAAAAUGCUGCAAAUUAUCGGCUGCAGAAAAUACUAAAAAAUGUGAAAAUAAAAAUUCAUCUCAUCAUCACAAGCCUUGCUGCUCUAAAGAAAAGGUUGCGAAAGCGUGUCAACCUCAAGAGUUGCAUACCUGUGCUUCAAAAUGUGAAUCGGAUGAUCUAAACAAGAACAUAUCUUGUGGGAAGAAGUGCACAAAUUUGGCUAACAGGCAGCAGCAGAAUGAAGUGAUGCAUUGUGGUAAUGGAAGCUGCAAUACAGUCGACUUAGAGGCGAACAAUCCACACCAACAUGCUUGCUGCCAAUCAUCAGCUGCAGAAAAUACUGAGAAAUGUGAUGUUAAAAAUUCAUCUCAUCAUCACAAGCCUUGCUGCUCUAACCAAAAGGUCGCAAAAGUGUGUCAACGUCAAGAAUUGCAAAUCUGUGCUUCAAGAUGUGAAUCGAAUGAUCUAAACAAGAACAUAUCAUGUGGGAAGAAGUGCACAAAUUCAGCUAACAGGCAGCAGAAUGAAGUGAAGCAUUGUGGCCUUGGAAGCUGCAAUACAGUUGACGUGGAGGCUAACAAUCCACACAAACAUGCUUGUUCAGGCUCUCAUAAUUUGAGCUUGGGCACGACAAAUAAAUGCACAAGUUCAGCAGAAAUGCAAGGAAAAUUCAUUGAAGGAGAUGGACUGCAUAAGGAAGAACAUUCUCACCAUAGGCAUUGUGAUCAAAUCACUCAUCAUUGUACCUCUAACCAUUCAAACCAUUCUUCUGACAUAGAAGGUGUCCAAAAGAUGACCAAAAAUGGUCAUUGCCACUCCAACCUCUGUGAUGUUUCUUCAGAAAACGCUAUUGAAUCAGGUUUCAAUCACAGGCCUCACCAUUUCGAUCAUGUUGUCAAGAAUUGUUGCAACAGCCACACUGGCAUUGAUAUUCAGCAGGGCAUGAACUGCAGUGAAGCAACAACCAUUCAAGCUUGUAUGAGCCUGGAGAAGAGAGAAAAUGGGGGUUGUUGCAAGAGCUAUAUGAAGGAAUGUUGCAGUAAGGAUGGACGAUUUUCAACUGGUUUUGGUGGAGGCUUGUCAGAAAUUAUCACUGAAUAGAAGAUUUAUAGCUGAUUAAUUCUAAAGAAGAUCAACAAUAUCUUUAGAUGGUUAUAUUUGCAAAGGAAGAAUUCAGGAAAUUUUUGUGAAAUGAAAAUGGGACGAGCCUAUCAUCUAUAGUCAAUGAAUCAAAUGAAGAUGUUUGAAUGAUUAAAAUUGUAUGUAUAUAAUAUUAAUAUACUGCAAAUGGGUCAUAACCCAUUUAAGUUU
Molecule: messenger RNA, 3751 nt
Organism: Hevea brasiliensis (rubber tree)
Lineage: Eukaryota; Viridiplantae; Streptophyta; Magnoliopsida; Malpighiales; Euphorbiaceae
Product: cadmium/zinc-transporting ATPase HMA3
Exons: 10
Coding region: 317-3541 (1074 amino acids)
Biological process (GO): monoatomic cation transport
Cellular component (GO): membrane
Molecular function (GO): ATP hydrolysis activity; cadmium ion transmembrane transporter activity; ATPase-coupled monoatomic cation transmembrane transporter activity
Source: RefSeq, a predicted model, not a curated record